Anisakis simplex (herring worm) is the source of this 234-nucleotide messenger RNA. NCBI's taxonomy places the organism in Eukaryota, Metazoa, Nematoda, Chromadorea, Rhabditida, Anisakidae. The record is from the annotation of a GenBank genome assembly.
GAAGUGAAUAAAGAAGGGAUGUUCGUCCAUUUCAGAUGUCGUACGGACACACCGCGAACCGAUGUAUGGCCAGAGGCAAAGAAAACGAGUUGCAUUGAAGAGCGAUUCUUGAGGCUGCCAGAUUCUGAGGACUACACCCGAGUGAGACAGUUCAAGAUUGAUGAGAAAGGCGCAGUGGUUAGCCGCGGAGACUCAUUCAGGCGUAAACGUAUGCAGCAAGAUGCAGGUCAAUAG